Messenger RNA from Podarcis raffonei (Aeolian wall lizard), 2101 nucleotides. RefSeq names its product regulator of calcineurin 1 (gene RCAN1). Gene Ontology annotation, cellular component: nucleus; cytoplasm. Lineage: Eukaryota; Metazoa; Chordata; Lepidosauria; Squamata; Lacertidae. The transcript has 4 exons. The record is from RefSeq and is a predicted model, not a curated record. Bases 328 to 1149 code for a protein of 273 amino acids. Gene Ontology annotation, molecular function: nucleic acid binding; calcium-dependent protein serine/threonine phosphatase regulator activity. Gene Ontology annotation, biological process: calcium-mediated signaling.
GGAGAAGGAACGCGAGGCGGGGAAGAGGCAAUGUGGGCAUUGCCCGAACCCAAGAUGGCUGCCGCAGCGCCACGGCACUUCAAGACGGGUCACCUGUUGAAGUAAAAGCCCGGGUGUUUCAUUGGCUCCGCAGGGCCGGGCCCUGAGCCGUUGACCGUCGCCAAUCUACCCCCCUGGGGCUGAGGGAGAAAGGGUAAACUGUAAGGGCCGGAGUGGCGGCGAGAGGCGGCUGGUCGGCGUCGCUCCCUCUGACUCGCCGCCUCAGCCAGGCCAGGCCCGAGCCCGACGGGCUUCGUCCCCGCCCCCGGCUCCUCUCCUCAACUCGGCAUGGAGGACCGGGGGGGCGGCGGCCGCAGGGAGAGACCGCGAGCCGGAGAAGCGGAAGAAGGCAAGGAGCCGGCAGAGACCGCGGCGGGAGAGGAGGAGGAGGAGAAGGCGGCGGCGGGAGUGACUGUGACGAUUACGGAGCCAGAAGGCGGCGAGGAGGACGAGGAGGAGGACGAAAGCGAGGCUGAGGAGCGGGACACCGAGUGGAGCUUCGUUGACAUGGAGACGGUGUCCCUGCGCGACCUGCCCACGGCGCUCAUCGCCUGCAACCUGCCCUUGCCUGUCUUCUUACCCGAUGGCCACUGCAAGGCAAGAUUUGAAGCACUCUUUAGAACAUAUGACAAAGAUGUCACAUUUCAGUAUUUUAAAAGUUUUAAAAGAGUACGGAUAAACUUCAGCGACCCUUUGUCAGCAGCUGACGUUAAAAUUCAGUUACACAAGAAAGAAUUUCUUGGAAAGGAAUUGAAAUUGUAUUUUGCUCAGACUUUGCAUAUUGGAAGUUCACGCUUAGCACCACCAGAUCCAGAAAAACAAUUUCUGAUUUCACCUCCAUCUUCUCCCCCUGUUGGUUGGACUCAGUCUGAUGAUGCUACACCUGCCAUUAACUAUGAUCUUUUAUAUGCGAUCUCCAAACUAGGACCAGGGGACCAGUAUGAACUUCAUGCUGCAACAGAAACUACUCCCAGUGUUGUUGUCCACGUGUGUGACACGAACGAAGAACGUGAGGCAGAAGCAGAGAGAAAAGACGCCAAGAAAGCAAAACCCAAACCAAAAAUUAUUCAAACCAGAAGGCCAGACUAUACUCCUUCUUACCAAAGUUGAACUACGUAGAGCUUUGAAAUGUUCCAAACUUGCAUGCUCAAGGGAGACAUUGAGGAAAUGACGUCAUAAAUCUGAUGACAUUAGAGGUGGAAGCAGCAAUUCUAACAUACAGAUGUUUUAAGAAAGGGAAUGUCUUCAUUUGUUUGUUUUAAUGCUGCACGUUGGCUGACAAGACCAAUCCCAAAAUGAACUUCUGAAUGGUUGUCCUGGAGAAUGAUUAAAUAGUGGCAUUGGGGCAAAAAGCAUGUACUGUUGUGCUUUAGGGCUAUUUUCAGAUACUCCAGACUUCUGUUACAAAGCAGCUGAGGAUGCCUUCCCUAUUUAUGUAUGUCCCUGAUAAAGUCCUCCAAUUCAUAAGUUAGCAUGGUUGCCAUUCUAAAAUACACUCACUGAUAAAUACACUCCAUUGGAAUCAGUAGGGCAUACAAAUAAGUAUGUUAGAGAUUGCAGCUUGUAUAUGACUUAUGGUGGUAAAGAGAUGAUUUUAAUGCAAAAGGGUGAUGUCCAACAUUAGUCAUAACCCAAGUUGACCCAUUGAAAUCAGUGGACUUGAUGUGUCUACUCUGAGUAUGACUAACAUUGAAUAUUAACCACAGUAAGAUAUAUUUAAUCAUUUUUCCUAUUAGAUUUUGUGCAUGCCUGUAAAACUUGAGAAGUUUAACUUCCUCUGCAUUUUCCAGUUUUACAUUAUCCCAAAUACUGAUUUCUCAGUUUUCCUUCUGAAUUAUGUUUGCAUUGGCAUUCAUUUUUCAGUGGGGACAGAUUUUUAGUGAAGUUAUGUGCAAUAUCCCCUUUUAAUGUUAACUGCCAAUGCAUGGUUUAUCUAGAAAACCUAUAAAACACUUGUGCACAUUUUAAGUGGGUUGACAAUUUUAAAUUAUUCUAAAUGACAUUAUUUAAUAUUGAUUUAAAAUACCUUGAAUUCUUUACCGAUCUGAAGUACAAGAUAAAG